AAUACUCUUUGACACAAACAGGCUGUGUUUAGAAUGCCGCAUAGAGUAAAUAAAGUUGAUGUAAGGAAAACUUAUGAAUUUAUAAAAUAAUUUCUUUAAUACUGUAUUUAAAUUGCAUGUGAGGUUAUAUCAUUUAGAUAAAGGCUAGUUCAUUUGAGUACCUAGCCCAUGUACAUGUACUAAAGUUAGAAUGGAUGUUAUGAAACCAGAUCUCUACUGGAUAGAUAGACGAUGCUACAGAGUACCAUAUUUAGAUCAAGCUAUUGAUAAGGAUGUGAAUGAAGAAAAUGAUGAAAGUUUUAUGGCAGAUGAUUUGGAAUAUGGUGACGGCUGUGAUAAUUCAGAACCAGCAGAGCUGUAUGAGCUGGAGACGACAGAGGCUGGAAGAGUACGCACAACUUUUCACGUCGCAAGCACCUUUUUCCCCUUCAUUGUUGGAGCGAAGGGGACCACUCGUCGACGCUUGGAAAAUGAAACAAAGACUCAGAUCCGGAUCCCGAGGCAAAACCAAAAAGGAAGCAUUGUUAUAACUGGCGAGAGUGCAAAUGGCGUGCGUGCAGCGCGAAGAAGAAUUAACUUGAUAGUCAGCGGGGCUCGUCUGAAGCAAUCGUUCACUCAUUUCUUCACCAUACCCAUGACAAGUCCUAACAUCAGAGAAGGUUUUCUGAAAUUCAAGGAAAUUGUUCUGGAUUGCCACAACGCUCGCGGGAUAGAGCCGUCCAUAUUCCAGAACCCUGACAAGCUCCACCUGACGUUGGCGACGAUGGUGCUCUCGGACGAGGUGGAGCGGAACCACGCCGCCCAAGUCCUGCAGAAGUGCAACGAAGAAGUGGUCAGGCCGAUCGUGGGGUACGACCCGCUGAAGCUACGCAUGAGAGGAGUGGAGUACAUGAACGAUGACCCGGCAGAAGUGGACGUGUUGUUCGGCAAGGUGGAGGUGGUGGACGGCUCUCCCAUCCUGCAGAGCCUGGCUGACGGCAUCGUCGACUACUUCAGCAGCGCAGGUUUGUUACAGAAGCAGUACAGUCAAGUAAAACUCCACGUAACAUUGAUGAACACUUUAUUUCGCCACAGUUCGGAAGACACACCAGAGUGCGAGGUGCCGAAAAACAAGUUAAAAUCCAGAGAAACGUUCAAUGCAACAGAAAUCCUCAAGGCAUUUGAAGAUUUCGAAUUUGGUGUCCAAGUGGUAAACACCAUACAUUUGUCUCAAAGGUACACAACCUCUAGCUCAGGUUAUUACAAAUCAACAGCUGUUAUUGAGUUUUAAAUCUAAAGUGGGGUAUCUCACAUCAAUGUAUACUUUUAACAUUUAAUAUUGUAAAGUGUACAAAACCUAUAUGAAACAUUUAUUAAAAAAAAUUGAUUCAA
This is a messenger RNA of Bacillus rossius redtenbacheri, 1371 nucleotides long. RefSeq names its product activating signal cointegrator 1 complex subunit 1. The transcript has 9 exons. NCBI's taxonomy places the organism in Eukaryota, Metazoa, Arthropoda, Insecta, Phasmatodea, Bacillidae. Gene Ontology annotation, molecular function: RNA binding. Gene Ontology annotation, cellular component: nucleus. Gene Ontology annotation, biological process: regulation of DNA-templated transcription; DNA alkylation repair. The record is from RefSeq and is a predicted model, not a curated record. The coding region runs from base 191 to 1270 and encodes 359 amino acids.